AUGGCCGCGACAGCCGUUGACACACGGCCACCUCCGCCGGCUAGAACUGGGGACACCUCCGGUCCAACUGCAGUGACCACUCUCCUUGGGUUAUUUGAAUUCACUCGUAUGCUCUUUGGACUGAGGAAUGUCACUCAAACCUUUCAGAGAUUCAUUGAUCAGGUUCUGCGCGGUCUCGACUUCGUCUACGCCUUCACUGAUGAUUUGCUGGUGGCUAGCUCUGGCGCUGCUGAACACGAGGUUCAUCUUCGACAACUCUCCGAACGACUCGACUCCUUCGACGUUGUAAUUAAUGCUGUUAAAUGUGAGUUUGGAGUCCCCAGUCUAAUCUUCCUGGGUCACAAAGUGAACUCUGAUGGGAUAAUGCCCGUCCCAGAAAGGGUUUCGGCCAUAUCAAUGCUCCGCGUCCCGACAACCAUCAACCAACUACGCCGUUUCUUUUGGAUGGUGAACUACUAUCACCGUUUUCUUCCCCAUGGUGCCACCAUACUGAGGCCACUCAACAGCCUGUUGACCCACUCUAAGAAGACACUGGUGAUGACUGAUGAGGCCGUUAAGUCCUUCAAUGACGUCAAGGCCGCACUUGCGCGCGCAAAACUGCUUGCCCACCCCCGCGCUGAUGCCCAACUAACUCUCAUGACAGACGCUUCCAGCGCUGCCGUUGGUGCAUCACUUCAGCAAACUGUUAGUGGUGUUCUACAGCCUCUGGCUUUCUUCUCAAAGAAGCUCAGACCAGCAGAGACCGGCUGCAGUGUCUUCGGCCGUGAACUUCUCGCCGUCUACUUAUCCAUCCGGUACUUCCGACAUUUCCUCGAGGGUCGCGAAUUAGUCGUUCUAACAGAUCACAAGCCACUCGUUUUUGCACUGAGGGCCUCUCCGAUUGAAACUCGCCCCGUGAAAUUCGUCAUCGAGAUUUCAUCUCACAGUUUUCCUGCGACAUCCAACAUGUCCAUGGUAAGGAAAAUGUGGUUGCUGAUACUCUCAAGAAUCGAGAUGGCUUCCGUCAUAACAGACGCCAUAGACUUGACGCUCAUGACUGAGGCUCAACGAUCGGAUGACGAACUCACAUCCUUGACUGCCACAGCAGCACAUAGCAGACAUCAGGAGGAAAUCGAACUUAGGCGAAAUAAGAGAAUUGGGCUAAUUUAUUCGGCUUCCGUUCAACGAUUCUGGCGCCAUCCAAGUCAUGGACGGAAGGCCUCCGAAUGA
This is a messenger RNA of Spirometra erinaceieuropaei, 1209 nucleotides long. The record is from the annotation of a GenBank genome assembly. NCBI's taxonomy places the organism in Eukaryota, Metazoa, Platyhelminthes, Cestoda, Diphyllobothriidea, Diphyllobothriidae.